AACUCGUGUGCGCGCGACGAUCUCACCCUGUUCUCCAACCUGUACCCCCUCGGUGUCGUCACCUGUUCCCUUGGGUUGGCAUACUUUGGACUCUUCCUUCCGGCCACCCUCUCCGGCUCGGCACAGUCUCCAACAUGUCCAACAAACAUCUCUUCUCCUCGCUCGACGGCCUCGUGCCCAAAGCCCUCCGGGGCAUCGUGGCCAGCAACCCACGUCUCAACCUCGACGAGACCAACAGGGUCGUGUUCGACCCCACCUCGCCGCGCUCUACCGUCAGCAUCGUCAGCGGAGGCGGCUCCGGCCACGAGCCAGCAUGGUCGGGGUACGUGGGCACCAACAUGCUCGCUGCCGCCGUGCAGGGUGACGUCUUUGCCUCGCCCAGCACCAAGCAGAUCCUGGCCGCCGUCGACGCCGUCCCCUCCGACAAGGGAACUCUUCUCGUCAUCACCAACUACACAGGCGACUGCCUCCAUUUCGGACUGGCCGCCGAAAAGACCAAGGCGAAGGGCCGAGCAUGCCGGAUGCUGACCUGCGGCGAUGACGUCUCCAUCGGGAAGAAGGGCGGCUCGCUCGUCGGACGGCGCGGCCUGGCCGGGCAGAUUGCCGUGCUCAAGAUCCUCGGGGCCGCCGCGGCCCAGGGGGCGUCGCUGGACGAGCUCUACGACCUGGGCACCGCCGUCAACGGGCAGAUCGUCAGCAUCGCCGCGACGCUCGACCACUGCCACGUCCCCGGCCGGACGGAGCACGGCGCGCUGGGCGAAAACGAGAUUGAGAUCGGCACGGGGCCGCACAACGAGCCGGGAUACCGAAAACUGUCGCCCGCGCCGACCGCGGACGCGCUCGUGAAGCAGAUCCUCACGUACUGCCUGGACGAGACGGACUCGGAGCGGGGCUACGUGCACUUCAAGCCCGGGGACGAGACGGCGCUGCUGGUCAGCAACUUCGGCGGCAUGUCCAACCUCGAGCUCGGCGGGCUCGUCGACGAGCUGCUCCGGCAGCUGCUGGACGACUGGCACAUCGAGCCCGUCCGCGUGUACGCCGGCUGCCUGGAGACGUCGCUCAACGCGCCGGCCUUCUCGGUGUCGGUCGUCAACCUCUCCGGCGUGGCCGCCGCCAGCGCGUAUUCCCUGGAGCAGAUCAAGCAGUUCCUCGACGUCAAGACGGACACGGCGUGGGAGGCCGUGGCCGGGGCGCAGCGCCAGCCGCCGCAGCAGCGGCGGAAGCGGGCCGAGCAGCUAGUCCGGCCACCGCCGCCGACGAUCAAGGCCGCCCCCGACGAGGCGCGAGACCUCAGGAUCGACCCGGCGCUGCUGGAGCGCAUGCUGCGCGGGGCGUGCGAGGCGCUGGUGGCGGCCGAGCCCGACCUGACGCGGUGGGACACGGCGAUGGGCGACGGCGACUGCGGGCUGACGCUGCAGACGGGCGCGUUCGCGCUGCUGGACGCGGUCAACGGCGCGGCGGACGGCCGGAGGAUCGCGGCCCGCGGCUCCGUCGUCGAGGUGCUCGCCGAGCUGGAGGACAUCGUGGAGAGCCGGAUGGGCGGCACGCUGGGCGGCAUCCUGGGCAUCUUCUUCGUGUCGCUGCGGGCGGCCGUCGAGGAGAGCUGCGCGCGCGGCCGCGCCGCCGCCGCCGCCGGAGGGCCCCUGGCGGUGUGGUCCGAGGCGCUGGCCACCGCGCUGCGCCAGCUCGAGCAGUACACGCCCGCCAAGGUCGGCGACCGCACCGUCAUGGACACGCUGAUCCCGUUUGCCGAGACCAUGCGGGCGCGGCAGAGCUUCGAGGCUGCCGUCGCUGCUGCCGUCGAGGGUGCCGAGUCGACCAGGACGCUGAAGCCGAGGCUGGGGAGAGCGACCUACGUGGGUGUGGGCGCCGAAGGCAAAGACCUGCCGCCCGAUCCGGGGGCCUGGGGUGCCAUGGUCGCCAUCAGGGGUUUGCAUGCUGCCAUGUAGUUACCUGUCUACCUACAAUGUAUUCUGUGCAACGCUGGGGAAGAAAUUCGCCCGUUCUCAGCACUGAGGGUUCUGGAGGCCUACAGAUCGCGUGUAACUAGAAUAUGCCGGCGGUGGAAAU
Thermothielavioides terrestris NRRL 8126 is the source of this 2070-nucleotide messenger RNA. RefSeq lists its product as uncharacterized. Gene Ontology annotation, biological process: glycerol catabolic process. Bases 135 to 1949 code for a protein of 604 amino acids. Gene Ontology annotation, cellular component: cytosol. Gene Ontology annotation, molecular function: ATP binding; glycerone kinase activity. The record is from RefSeq and is a predicted model, not a curated record. The transcript has a single exon. Lineage: Eukaryota; Fungi; Ascomycota; Sordariomycetes; Sordariales; Chaetomiaceae.